Molecule: messenger RNA, 7894 nt
Organism: Eriocheir sinensis (Chinese mitten crab)
Lineage: Eukaryota; Metazoa; Arthropoda; Malacostraca; Decapoda; Varunidae
Product: zinc finger protein 569-like
Exons: 2
Coding region: 1198-4593 (1131 amino acids)
Biological process (GO): regulation of transcription by RNA polymerase II
Cellular component (GO): nucleus
Molecular function (GO): RNA polymerase II cis-regulatory region sequence-specific DNA binding; DNA-binding transcription factor activity, RNA polymerase II-specific
Source: RefSeq, a predicted model, not a curated record
AGCCUUAUUAGGUGUGAUUAAAGAGGAAGGAACGUAAGAACGAGUAAGUUCGUCUCUGUUUACAUAUUUUUUGUUUCCGCACGGGGGUGUUAUGAAGCAAGUGAGUCAUCCAUUUCCUGGUAUCAAAGAAAAUAUUUGCCUUGCCACUAAAGAAAACGAGCAUUCUACAGAGGGAGGCGGGAAGAGGGGUGGGGGGGUGUACUCGCGUGGUGGAGGGUUGGUGUAGAGGGAGUGGGCUGGGUGCAGGGAGGGAGGGACUAGUGUUCGGCUGGGAGGGAGGAAGGGCACCUUUGGCUAGGGAGGGAAGGAGGGAGAGUGGCGGGCAGGCGCAGAGCAGACGACGCUAUUUCUGGGCCGGGCUGAGCCACUCCACGCAGCCAAUUCUCGUCCUUGCGAACGCCUUCCCGAAAAUUGCUUUUAUCGUGUCAUUCUCGACGCUGGUGGAGUCGGACAAGGGGGGGAUCACCAGACCUGGGAAGCUCCAAGUCGAGCUUGGUGCGUCCUGUGCUGAUAAGGCCUCGGGGAACAUGCAGCAGCAGUAGCAGAGUUACAUGGGCACAGCAGAGAUGUGAUGAAUGACCAGUGGGUGCUGCACGUGUCUCUCUAAUAUCAACAUUACGAUCGAGUCCAUGUGAAAAAAAAUGUUUUUGAAAAGUUGAAUAUAAUAGUGAUAUGGCUUUGGCUGGUGCUGGCUUUAGAUAACACUGUCUAGUCUGUAGUGUGUAUGGGCCUCUAACUAUCCCUUGUUACAUUAGUGUGUGUGUGUGUGUGUGUGUGUGUGUGUGAGAGAGAGAGAGAGAGAGAGAGAGAGAGAGAGAGAGAGAGAGAGAGAGAGAGAGAGAGAGAGAGAGAGAGAGAGAGAGAGAGUGUGUGUGUGUGACGAAGAGAAUAAUAUUGUGAUGUCACUAUUAUCCAGGAGAAAGCAGCAGGAAUAUCUAGUGUGUGACCUGAUAUAGGCCUCUUUUAAUAUUUUUUAGGGCAAAGCAAUAUCAUAAUAAAACAAGACACAAUCUCCAGAAGAAAUUAUGACAUAGUUAUGAUGAAAGUUAAAUUAAAGUACUUGGUGCAAAGACUGGCUUAGUAACUGAAUUUUGUUGAAAAUGUUUAAUUAGAAAUAAAAGAAACAAACUAAGGUCAUGAAAAAGUGAAAGUCUGUGAUACAGAGUGUAGAAACCCAGAGUGUUUUGUAAUCUCAGUAUGCCCAGUGACUUUUCUAGUUCUCUGUCUCAUGAAUCCGGGGUUGUCCAGUGUGUCUUUUCAUCCCAGCAGGUGAGCACGAACACUUGCAACAUCUCUUGGGGUGUAGCUGUCAGUUCUUCAUCAGUGGCUGUCAGUUCUACUCCAUCACUGAGUGUUGAUUCUACUCGACCCGACUUAACAGCAAGGCUGAGGACAAGUCCUUCUCUUUCCCUACCUGCUGAAGGGAACUCUCUUAAAGAAAUCACAAAGACACAAGUACCUGUGUCAACAGCGUCUAAAUGUGAUUUCAGUGUUUCCAGGGAACCAGACUAUCAUCUUAAUGACACCCAAUGCUUGAGAAAUUUACAGCAUUGCCGUUUAGAUGCCAGUUUACCAGAGGGAUUGUGUGAGAGACUAAAAGAGGCCGAGGUUCUGAACACAUCUAGUACGGUCUCAUUUUAUCACCAGGAUAGUGGUUUGCCGGUCAUUUCGGAACGAACAAAGUCCUGUCCCAAGACAAAUCCAAAGAAAGAAGUGUUACUGAUUGUUGGCGACCUAUUAAUAUCAAAAGCGGAAGAGUCACAAGCAAAUGAAGAAUUAAACUUAAAAGCAGAACACAGUGGCACACCAUUCUUCUUACCUGCUCAUUCUGGCAGCAAUCUGACCAUACAAAAAAUUGAUUAUAAGUGUAGUGUGUUGCAGGAUCACAGCAAAGCGUGUCAGUGCAGUACUCCUCGUCUGCAUGUGUAUCUAACUUGUGGCCACCAGUGCAGAGUGACAUGCAUCACCAGAAAAGACAGCAGCAGUACCAUCAUUAAGACACAGAGUCUCUCUACUAAACCCUUAGACAAGUCUAUUACACCUCAUCACACACUUAGCACCAUAAUGAUGACAGGGAAACUUAAAACCAAGUGUCCCAACAAAAAAAAUGAUUCAUCUAGAUUUUCCCACAAAAAGUUAAUAGUCGAGACUUCUGUUGAUGAUGUAGUAGUGCCAGGAAAAUCGUCUGACAUCGACAAGAAUAUGCCAAUAGAAAAAAAUAAACAAGAUGAACCAGAGUCUGAGCUACUUGCAGAGGGUGAAUGUGUCUGGCUUCCCACCAUCAUGAGUACUCUAUCUGGGGAUGUGGAGUAUGUCGUGUUAGAUGAUGACGCUCUCAACUUAGGACAGGCAUCCGACAGACCAGUGUCUCCAGGGUCAUUGAAGUCUAAAAUCAAUACAAUAUAUGAGGAUAUUGAUGAAAAUCUAGUCAAUACAAGCAACAGUGAUGUGUUACAAAGCAUGAAGCCAACCAAAUCUCGAGUCUCGCCAUUAAGAAGACUGUCAGAAAUAAAGCAGGAAAUAGGACAGAUUGUGAAUUCAGCAACAGCUAGCACAGACAAGAAAGAAGAGGUUAGUGAUGACCUAGCAACUUCCUCCAGCCUGGCAGAGGUGUGCACUAACCACUGCCCAUCUAUCAAAGACAUAUUUGGUGACAUUUGUGUGAAGGAAGAGCCAUUGGAGGAUGUUAAGCAAGACAUGACAGUCGACGAUUUCAGUAAAGAGAUUCUAAAGACUUCAAAUAAGGAGCAAAGCAAUAACCUUCCUUCAGGGACUUUCAUGCAGAAGGAAGAAGUGGAUAGCGAAGAUGAGUGUGAAGAAGGUUCCGGCAGAGGUCUCUUUGCAAAGCUAAUCAAAGAGGAAAGCAAUGCCAACGAGGAAGUUAACAUUAUUGCCCCCAACUCUGAUGAUUCACUGGGUCCACUUCAGAUAGAUGAAAAGUACUUUCCAUCUUCAGAGGACACAAGUCUGUCUUUAGUGAAGGAUGUCAUGGAGUUAAGCGUGCCAAGUGUUAACAUCAUCAGCCCUUUCAAAAUAAAGAUCCUCCUGGGAAGUCCUAAAAACGAGUCACACCAAGUUCAUGCAGAACCAACACCACAGGUGGGACCUUCCAGCAACAACAUGUUUGGAAAGGUUGUGGAAGUAAAAAAAGGAGUUUUGACACCUGAAAAAGUCAAACGAACUGCCAAAAAGAGUCAAGACAGCACUUCAAUGCCUGUCCAGUUAACAAGUAGUCCAGGUGCUCUUAAAACUGUUGACAGUAUUCAGAGUCUGACGUGUAUCUACUGCCACACCAGCUGCCCAGAUAUCCAGGCUCUUGCUGAACACUUUGAGAACCACCAGAAGGAUGGUUUGAUAAUUUGCUACUUUUGUCAAAAGAGCUUUGGUGAUAAAACUGGCAUGAAGAGGCACAUGCGGACCCAUACAGGUGAGAAGCCAUAUCAGUGUAAGAUAUGUGGCAAACGCUUCAGUCUCCCUGGAAACUUCAAAAAGCACAGAGACAUACACGAAGACAAACGGACAGAGCCUUGUGGGGUGUGUGGCAAAACUUUUAGACGGAAGGAGCACUUGAAGUAUCACAUGCGCACCCACACUGGGGAGAAGCCAUUUCGGUGUAGUGAGUGCGGCAGCUGCUUCACGGCACGUUACUCGCUCCAGAUACACAUGAACAUACACCUGGGAAAAAGGCCAUACAAGUGUACCUACUGCAGCAAGGCUUUCUCGGACAAAUCCACGAUGAGGAAGCACGUGAGGGUUCACACCGGAGAGAAGCCAUUCCGGUGCCAGGAGUGCUGGCGCUGCUUCGGUGAGUCCGGCACCCUGGCGGCACACAUGGCCACGCACCGGAACGAACGCCCCUUCCGCUGUGACAAGUGUGAGCUGUGCUUCAAGACAACAGGAGGCCUCAGACAACACGAGAAAGUGCAUUCUGGUGAGAAACAAUUCGCUUGCAGGUUCUGUGGCAUGAAAUUCUUACAAAAAUACAACAUGACCAUGCACGAACGGAUUCACACUGGAGAAAAACCGUACACCUGCUCCCACUGCCAGCGCAGCUUCCGGAGCCGCUCGUGUCUAGCCAAACACGUUGUUCUACAUGGCGGGGACGAUGAGCGCCGCUUUGGAUGCGACCACUGCAACAGUAGAUUUUACCGCAAAGCCCACCUGAGACGCCACAUAGACAUGCACUUGGGAAUAAAGAACUAUAAAUGUGACUAUUGCCAGAAGAAGUUUUCUACUCGGGGAACACUGAGGAGUCACCUCAAGACGUUCCACAGCCAUGGCGCUCGACGAUUCCCAUGUAACAGAUGUGGCAGAGUGUUCAAGCGGCAGGUGUAUGUGAACACUCAUCUGUGUGCCAACACCGCAUUCAAAAGUGAGUCAAGGAACGAGAACGGGGAGGCAAAUGAGGAUGCACAUACGGCUGUGUUCAACAAUGAAUCUACAGACUCGGAAGAUGUAACGUUUGAGGUGAAAAGUGAACCAGAGGAAUCCGUGGUGGAAGACAUCGAAGUGAAUAAUGAACUGGAUGAAGAUCAAAUGGACUACACAGUCUUGGAAAAAGAAGUGGAAUUAGAAUGGGAGCCUCAAAGCUAAUUCAUUCAUGAGAAGAACAGCAAAAGUGUCUUUGUGUGAGUGCACUUUUUUUGUGUGUGUGCGUUUGUAUUAUAGGAAAGAUACCAAAGAUAAAUAAGACCUGUACACACAGAUCUACAUAAAAAAGUAACUGAGCUGCAAAGUUACUAAGUUCAAAUUUAGUUUACACAAUUACUCAUUGUAUAUACUACCUCUUGAUGUUUAGUUAUAGUGGCAUGAAGAAAACAAAGUCGGAGCUUAAAUGCUCCAGAGCAUAAUUGUUUAAAAGGAUAGGCGAGUGAAGAUUCUAGUUAACUUUUGAAUUGAUAAGAUCGAAGAAAACGACUGAGAAAAAAUACAGGAUUUAAGCUAUAUUAAUUAGAUCAAACAGAAGUGUGCGUAUGAUAUGUUAGUAUUACUUCGAUGACUAGUUGCUAGAUCCCCGAUGCAAUCUUUGCCAAGAUCUGGUUAGGAUUAUGGUAGAUAUACUUGUCAUGUUACCUUCUUGUCUAUAGAGUUAUUAAGAAAAAAUGGCCAUUUGCCCAGCUAUUUUUCUGGCAAUGUAAAGCUUAUGGUGCCAAAAAUCUGAUCAAAAGUCUAAUAUUUCUUGUUAUAGUAUCGAGUGGAUCACUAGAAAGCGAAAUAAAUUAGAUGAAAAUAACUACUAAUGUGAUGUAUAUCAUGGAAAAAAAAUCACCAUUUAUGAUGUCUUAUGUAUUCAUUUCUAAGAACAGAUAAAUUGAUGUUAUGGACGAUACUGUGGUACAAAUAAACAUAAUCAAGAAAAUAUGGAACGCAAAAUUUGAAAGAUUAUAUACUCCGGUUCUCAAAAAGAUAAAGAAAUAUUAUGGUUAGUAAAUAUUAGAACAUGACAUAAUCGAAAUUGAUGGUGAGAGUUUUGUGUCGUGGAUUGGAUGCAAUAAAAUCUAAAGCAGUGUAUGCCAUGUACGUAGUUCUAAAGAGUUUACAUACGCCAUGACAAAAGCAGUGUCUUGGCGGGGUGGUAACAUUUUCAUGUAAACAUACCACAGCUACGUGCUCUGAGUUGCCUAGCAUGGUAACAUAUUUUUGUUGGCCUUUAGGAUAAUAUUAUUUUUCAGUCUAUUUGUGUGGAAAUAAAUAUUUGUUUCUAAAUAUAACUUGUUCUCAUAUUAAGAAUAAUCAGAAAGCAGGCUAGUAAAGAAUAUUAUCAUUGCUUUUGUUCUUUUCUUGAGGAAAAACAUUUCGAUGCUAAAGUGUAAACGUUAGAUGACCAUGUUGUAGUAACCAUGUGUACCCUACUGCUAUUUUGUCUGUAGAUUAGGAGAGAGAGAGAGAGAGAGAGAGAGAGAGAGAGAGAGAGAGAGAGAGAGAGAGAGAGAGAGAGAGAGAGAGAGAGAGAGAGAGAGAGAGAGAGAGAGAGAUUUACACAGCUAUACAUAGAUAUUCAGACCACACAGACCCUGUGGUCAGGACUGUAUAAGUGGUCUGUCAUAAAUAUUAAGUGUAAUUACAAGUCAAAUGGCCUAAAAAACUGCAAGACUGCAUUUUUGCCUUAGUUAAUAUUAAGAUGGAGGAAAUGGCGGUUGAAUUUCUUUUCAAAUGAGUCAAUCGUGUUGCACUAAACCACUUUAGGAGGGAGUUAAGUGUCCUUCGCAUGAUAGGGAGGACAAAACGAUACCAUAUAUUCCAAGUGAGGUCUGACUAAACUAUUGUGCAUCGGUAGUAUUACAGCUAAACUUUUGAAUGAAAAGUUUCCUACAACAAAGCCCAACAUCCUGUUCCCUAUAUUAUUUGCUGCGUCAAUGCAUUGCUGCGAGAACUUUGACGAAUUUUUGACACCUAGGCCCUCAACACAUGAUACGCUUUUAAGUGUCACACCACACAUUUCAUAAUCGAACCUCCUAUCUUUUGUUCCAACUUAGUACUUAUUUAUUUUGAAAAGUAUCUCCAAUCCGUCAGAUUAAGCUGAAAUUUUAUUCAGAUCUUCUCGGAGUUUUACCUUGUCUUAGUCUGCGAGGGCCGAGUUACCAAUUUUCGUGUCGUCAGCAAAUUUUUUGAUGAAAUUAUUGUCCAACAUCGACGUCAUUAAUGUAAAUUAUGGACAGUAUUGGACCAAGAACUGAGCCUCUUGUGACAGGCGUUCACCCUAAAAGCUCCUUUAAUCACCAUUCUUUGUUGUCUAUUGCUCAACCAAUUAAUGAUUCACUGGUUGUUGUACCUGGUUGUUUGCUUUUCUAAAGUAAAAUAUGGUUUAGAACUUUAUUAAAGUCCUUUUCAAAACUCCGAUAAACUACAACCAGUGAUUUAUUUACGGCAUAAACUGAGGAGAGGUCAUUUUAAAAGAUCAAUAGGGUAGAAAUCAGAUACUGAGGAAAAAAUAGUAUUCGACUUCUUAGCAAUAUGCUGAGUUUAAGUUACUAAAUUAACUGUACUGCCAGUCCAAUCGUACUACUGCUCUAUAUUUUUGUUGUUUGCGUAUUUGAAGAAAGACCGGAUUAGUUUUACAAUUAUCAGUGUUAAUUUCUUCAAAUCUACGCUUUGCCUGACAUACAUUUUUUUCACUCGUCAACUGGUUUAAUGAUAAAGUUUGUUAUUUUCGUUAGAGUUUUGCACUUUUUUCCUAUAAAACAUAUUUCUUCUUGAGAAAAUCUUUGAUUUUGAUUUUAAACCGAUGGAUUUUUAUCAGUGUUGUGUAGCUUCCUACCAAAUUAGAUAAAUGUAUUCUGCUGAGCAUCUAGUCAGGAAAUUUAAUUAACAUUUCUGUGUGUGUGUGUGUGUGUGUGUGUGUGUGUGUGUGUGUGUGUUAAAAUAACAUUUUUUUUCAUCAUUACCAUACAUUGCCAUAUAAAGUUUAUGAAUAUCGGUUGAAACAGUCUGACGUAUACAUUUUCUUUAAUAAUUAUUUCAUGCAGUAUGGCAAGUUUUUUUUUCUGCAUAAGUUUAUAUACAGAAGUGUAAGUUAAUGGACGCAUAGUCAUCAAACUUAGUCCUUGUGACCCUCCAAGUGUGAUGUAAUUAUGAUUUCUGCAACAAUAACGAUAAGAAUUUUAACUCAUACAUCUUUCAUCAUGAAAAUGAUAUUUCCUUUGUCCUCGUACUUAAAACUUUGAUUAUCUUGAAUGCUCUCUGAAUUCUACUACAUUAAUGUGAAGUUUAAUACUCAGUGAUUGUGUUCAAGAUAUACUGACCUGUAAGGUUGUGUUCUCCGCUUGCAUUAAGGAUAUCACUGUAUAUAUCAUCUUAUCAUUUUUGUAUCAAGUUCAUGGAGAACAAAAAAACAGUAUUCAUAUUAUGUUUGUAAAACGGAAAGGUUGACUGUCAAUAAAAAUAAUAGAAUGUA